GCGAGAAGAAAUAGCCCACCUCUGAUCAUCAGCGCGUCAUAUAAUGUUUCAGCCGACGCCCCUCCCCCUGUCUCGUUUUCUCCCCUCACUCAACCUCUCCUUUGACUCGCAGAGGCUGCUCAGCACCGGCGCACGGCUCGCGGAGGACACGGCGAAGAAGAUGGCUGACUCUGCCGGGCACUGCCAGCUCCCGGCGGCAUCCCCGGCGUCACUCGAGCCGCUGAAGAGCCGCAGGACCUCCGCCGUGUGGAGGCUGUAAACAGCUGCUGCUCCCCCCCCCUCUCUCUCCCUCUCUCUCUCUCUCACACACACACGCGCGCGUCCCUCCUCCUCCUCCUCUUCUCCCCUUCCUCACCGCAAAUAUUGACAGAAGUAUCAUAGAGAAAACAUGGCAGAGAUGGAAAAAGAGGGCAGACCUCCGGAAAAUAAAAGAAGCCGCAAGCCAGCGCACCCGGUGAAAAGGGAAAUAAAUGAAGAGAUGAAGAGUUUUGCAGAGAACACCAUGAACGAGUUGCUGGGUUGGUACGGCUAUGACAAGGUGGAGCUGAGGGACGCUGACAACUUGGAGAUUGGAGAGAUGCCGCAGCACAUCUCAGUGCUAAAAGAAAACUCCUUGCCAAAAAUCCCAGGUUCAACAGAGAGCAGUGAGGGCUCUCCCGAUAGAGCCAACAGCUCCCUGUCCCUGCCAAACUCAAGAAAUGGAGUCACUGAGCCAUCCAGCACUCCAUCCACCUCCACGCCAAGCAGCAGGGAGCAUGGCAACAUGCCAGUCAUGGUCCCCAUGAUCCCUCCACCGCUUAUCAAGCCACCUGCAGAUGAAGAUACAUUAAAUGUGCAGAUAAUGUGCGCUUGGUGCCAGAAGGUUGGCGUAAAACGCUAUUCUCUGAGCAUGGGGAGUGAGCUGAAGAGCUUCUGCAGCGAGAAGUGCUUUGCUGCCUGCCGCAGGGCCUACUUCAAGAGAAACAAGCUGGGAUAUAUAAGGAAUUAUACAACGAGAGACGACUGCAGCCUUGGAGGGAAAUUACCCCGGCACGUCUUAACUCGGGACGCCCCCCGGCUUGUCUUCAAGACAAACAGCGAUGUUCUUGUAUGUGACUGGUGCAAACAUAUUCGCCACACUAAGGAGUACUUGGACUUUGGUGCUGGUGAGCGCAGGCUGCAGUUUUGCAGUGCCAAAUGCCUGAACCAGUAUAAAAUGGACAUUUUCUACAAGGAAACCCAAGCUGCCCUGCCUGGAGCCCUUUGUAACCCUGUACAUGGAGCUGGAGGGGAGGGUAAACCAGAUUGCGGUGGAGGGGUACAACUGCUGACUCCUGAAUCCUGGGGAACUCCACUAACAGAUCUUCGGCGUAAAGCUCCUUCACCAGCGGGCCAUUCCAGCGCCUCUGCCUUGGUCUCUUCAACUUCUUCUGCUACAUCACCAUCGGAAACAGUCGCAGUCAUUUCCCCUUCCUCAUCUACUUCAGCCAAAAUCCCCACACCUAGACCUCACGAAAGCCCAACACUUCCCCCACCAUCUGUUCCUUUACACCCACCAGUGGGAGUUCCCUCAGGUAGUCCUCCCAUGGUGAUGACACCCAGAGGACCCAUGCCCCUGCCUCUGUUCAUGGAACACCAAAUGAUGCAGCAGAUCCGACCACCGUUUCUUCGCCCCUCUGGCCAUCCUGCAGGGCCUAACAGCCCACUCUCAAACCCCAUCAUCCCUGGGAUUGGUCCACCACCUCCCCCAAGAAAUCUUGGUCCAGCAUCAAGUCCCAUGCACAGGCCCCUCUUGUCUUCCCAUGUACACCAUUCAUCCAAUCCUAAUCCAGGUAUGAUGCCACCUCACCCUGGCCUACCCAUGCCAGGACUCCCGCCUUUUCCUCCUGUCAAUAUGAUGCCCAACGGACCCAUUCCUUUUCCCCCAAUGAUGAACUUUGGCAUGCCAUCGUUAGCCCCAUUGGUACCCCCGCCAACUCUCUUGGUCCCUUACCCUGUCAUUGUACCUCUCCCAGUUCCAAUACCUAUCCCAAUUCCAAUCCCUUUUAACUCAAAAACAUCCAGGGACAAACCAGAGAGCAGCAGUUCUUUACACAGUGCUCCAGAUUCUUCAGAAGCUUCAUCCUCUCGGCCUCAUUCUCCAAGUUCUUCUGGAAGUGACAAAGGAGACCACAGGACAGAGUCAGCUGGUGGAGAACAGGUUUCUCCUGUACCUGGUGAGAGAAGCAGAACGGCAUUCAUGGAUUUGGCCCUGAAGGCAGAAGAUAAUCCAGGCAGUCUCUGUGUUUCCAGUGGCCCCAAACUGAUUGAUGGUGUAAUUGAUCUAACUGUUGGCCAAAAACCAGGCCAAAAGCAGCUUAUUCACACCCUUCUAGCUGGAGUCCAGGUCAAAGUGGAGGAAUCUAGAUCCCCACCGGCUGAUGAGUUUGGGAGGGAAUUCAUAGACAAUAGUGUGGAGGACUCUCUUUUACCACAGGGCAGUUUUACAGAACUGGAAGCAGGCGUACACCAUAAUUCAUUGGACCCUGCAGCUCUGCUUUCCAGCAAAACUGAUCUUCAAGACAGUCAAUUAAAUUCUAAUUUUAAAGUUGCACCCUUACAUACUCCAGUAAGGACCCAGUCCUUAGCCCUUCCCCAGUUUCAAGCUAACCCUGCUACCCCUUGUAAUGUAAUUGUCAAUGGCACUGGAUGGCAUUCCCUUCUAAAUGCAGACCGGAAAGGAGAAAGCGAGGGUAAGGACCUGCAAAAUAAUAGUGAUCUAGAACAUGAGGCACUGAAAGAAAACAAUUGUUCAGUGGUUGAGGCAGGGAAACGAAUAUCAGCACAAGAUGAGAAAUUGGACACAAAAGUGGACAGUAAGCCAGACCCCGACUCCAGCACGGAGGAGGGUGAACACGCCUACGCCCUGCCACUGCUCUCAGCCGGAGGUUGUGUCGUCAUCCAGCCUGUGCCAAAGCCUGCCGCGGAUAAGACGGCCAUCCUGUCCUGCUCCAUAAGUGCACCACUGUCAGCAGGUGGGAGCCCUGAGCUGGAGCCGCCACUGAAGAGGAGGUGUUUGCGAAUCCGCAAUCAAAACAAAUGAGAUGGAUGCUCUGAUAACCGCAGUGCGACUCACCCGUCUCCCCCAACCUCUAAAUCCCAUCCCUCCGAGCUGCACCACCCCUUAUAUUGUCACACAAACACGUAGGUUGUCGUCACCUCACCAUCUACCAGCACUACAAACCGCCUUUCAAGCCUGAUGCGGAAUCCCGAAAAACUAAACAAUGUGUAUCAUAGCAGAGCAGAGCAGACAGGGCUCCUCCUGCCUGUGGUUCAGCUCCUUUGGGGGCCAAGUUUUAUACCUAAGGGACAUUUUGGCCAGCAGGACCACUUGGCCUUUAAACCGAGACAGUAAAUUCUUCCAACAGGAGGAUUAACAGGCCGUCACCCCCCCCGCUGCUUCUCUUGUUAUUUAAAGAUUCAUUCUGCUCUCUGUCUGUGCUCAGCACAUGCACUCUAUAUAUUUUAGUUUUUUUUUUUUACUAAGGAGCAUUCUGUGAUUAAGUUAAAGUGGAACCAGGGGAAAGCUUAAAAACAUGAUAAAAAUACAACCGAGGUACUAAAAAAAUGGUGUAUUUAGUUUGAUCCUUUCUAAAUCUGGAUCAUGGCAUACAGACGAAUGUAUCACUCAGUUAAUGCAGUAAUAACUGAGCAGUUUAACUUGAAGGCUUGAAAUUGCCCCUCAAUAAAUAUAUUUAUUUAGCUGUUUGUUUAUACAAAAAGAUCAAUAUGAUGAGAUGAGUAUGAUACAAGUCAUUAGGAAUCAAAUCAGGAAAUACGUGCUAGCUAUUGUAGUUAUUUAUCAAACCCCACAUCUUGUUAAAUAGCUAAUAAUUCAGGUAAUAAUGGUCUAAUUGUCAGUUUGAAAUAAGAAAAAAAAAGUCCAAGAAGAAAGCGCAAAAAAAAUGGGACAUUGGUUUUUUUAUCUUCUUUGGUUCCUGUCGUCUUUAAAACUAUUAUUAGCUGAUUAUUUGUUCCUAUUACACAAUGGCCAACUAUCCUUUAAUAAUCAUUACCUUGAUAUUCAGGACUUGGCUUCAUUUCUGGAAAAUGCAUCAGUAGCUAAACACUAAUUGUUCCAUUUUCUCAUUUCUAUCUCUCCUGUUAGAAAAGGAUUAUUACCUAACCUUUGCAAAUCGGUGACUGUGUAAAAAGACAAUAACUUCAGUGGUAGCUAUAACUGCUAUUAACAUUUGAACAUGAAAUUCACCAAAGGAGUCCACAAUACAGCUUAGGGGCCAUUUGAAGCCCAGGGAAUAAUGAUAAUAACUGGAGUUCAAGAACAGUAUAAGUUUGACCCACCAGCAAUUGGAGCUGAUAUUUAUGAGGAAGAUAUCUUCAAUUUUUAAUUUAGCUUUCAUUUUGUGUAAAUUUUAUGACCCAAAUGAUUUUUCUUCUAUCAUCCAUGUUUUCCCUAUAAUAAUUCUGCAAAUAUUUCCUUUAAAACAAAUACAUGUUCACUAAAGUUGCCUAAAUACAGGAAGGUUUUUUUUUUAAAUUGAUAAUCUUUUCUAAGAAUCUUUCUGAGAGACCAACAAAAUAAAAUCUGUGAACCCUACCUUUAUCAAGAAAAUAGCUCAAGGAAAAGUUUGAGUGAAAUGUUGCAUGUUUAUUUUGUUGCAUACCAGGUAAAAAGAAAAUAAUUUACAAUAAAUUACUUUUUAUAAUAAAAGAGCAUUAUUACCCGUAAGGAGCAAUGGAGUCAACAUUUGUGGUCUAGGAUGCCAAAAGUUUGGAAAAAACUGAAUUAGUCUGUAGCAGCUUUUGAGUCAAUAACUAGAGGUUAAUAAGCCCUUUAUGCUUUCUGCUUUAUUUUUAUUUUUUAUAUUCCAUAUAAAAAAAAAAUUAUAUGGCGUAUAAAUCAAUGACAAAUUCAUAGCAUGCAAUCUUUCUAGAUUAUGCUAAACCGACUUUACCAACAUUUGACAAAAAUGUUCUUAUCACUGCUUAUAUAUUCUCUUUUUCUAUCUGUCAUGUUACAAAAAGAUCAUUAACUCAUCUCAUCCAAAUCAGCAUCUGCUUUAAAUAUGUCAACUUCAAAUCUGGGUGUCAGUUAAGUAAUAUUAGUAAUUAAUUUAUUGUAAAAAAAAAAAAGUACAAUAAAAACAGAUAUUGCCACAAAUUAAACAAAACUCAUUUGCAAUGAAGAGGGAUAAAUAAUUUGCCAGUAAAAAACUGAUUCUGUGUUAUUGUUGAUAAUUCUGCUUUAGCUACUAGCAAUAAAGCCACACAUUGGCAACAUAUUAAAACAAAGACCUGCUAAAUAUAGUUGAAUAAU
Molecule: messenger RNA, 5296 nt
Organism: Cyprinodon variegatus (sheepshead minnow)
Lineage: Eukaryota; Metazoa; Chordata; Actinopteri; Cyprinodontiformes; Cyprinodontidae
Gene: sobpa
Product: sine oculis binding protein homolog
Exons: 8
Coding region: 389-3061 (890 amino acids)
Biological process (GO): animal organ development
Cellular component (GO): nucleus
Source: RefSeq, a predicted model, not a curated record